AUGGCUGACAAGAAGAAAGGUUUAUCCUUCAACAUGAAUUUAACAUAAGAAAACAUGAAAAAGACUGAAUCUGAUGUCGACAUCUUGAUUUUAUAACGUUUCAAAGAAUUAGUGCAAUAAUCUAAUUGCUUUGAUGAAUACAUUAGCCACGAUAAAAAGAUUUUCAAGAUUAUGCAAAAGAAUGUAGAUUUCAAGCUUGAAGAUUUCGAAACUAUCAGCGAAUUAGGUAGAGGUGCCUCAGGCAGAGUUUUCAAGGUUAAGCAUAAAGAAACAGGAAAGUUCUACGCUAAAAAGGAAAUUAGAAUAAAUGACGAUGAAAUGUUUUAAAAGUAGCUUAUCUGGGAAAUCAAAACACUCUUUUCUUGUAAUUCUCCUCAUAUUGUUCAAUAUUACUGUGCUUUCUAUACCGAAUGCAUGCUUCACUUGAUCCUUGAAUAUAUGGAUAUGGGUACUCUCGAUACUAUCUUGAAGAAGACCAAAUAAGUUAGCGAACCCAUCCUGAUUUACACCACUUAUCAAAUUAUCAAAGGUAUUCACUACCUACACAAAGAUCUUAAAAUUAUCCACAGAGAUCUUAAACCAGGUAACAUUCUAGUCAAUUCUGAAGGAGAAAUUAAAAUCUCUGAUUUGGGUAUUUGUGGUAAAGUUAACGGCACAAUGGAUUAAAAGAAUACCUUUGUUGGUACUACCAUCUAUAUGUCUCCUGAAAGACUCAAUGGAGACAGCUACACAAUGAAAACCGAUAUAUGGAGUGUAGGUCUACUUUUGAUUGAAUUUUCUGAAGGAAAACACCCCAUAUAAGCAUCAAAUAACUUCUUUGAAGUUUUAAACAAUAUUAUCGACUUCAAAAUCCCUCCUUUGAAAAAUAUUAACUCACCUGAAUUUACUAACUUUAUUGAAAUAUGCUUAAAGUCUGAUUAAAAUGAACGUGCCGAUAUCACUCAACUCUUAGAACAUCCUUUCUUAAGAAAGAUUAAAGGUAAAACUGCUUAGUUAAAACCUUUCUUUGUAAACUGGAUGAAGGUUGUCGAAAAAUGA
This is a messenger RNA of Tetrahymena thermophila SB210, 1038 nucleotides long. Its product is annotated as plant dual-specificity MAP kinase kinase family domain protein. The transcript is spliced from 7 exons. The record is from RefSeq and is a predicted model, not a curated record. Gene Ontology annotation, molecular function: ATP binding; MAP kinase kinase activity. Lineage: Eukaryota; Ciliophora; Oligohymenophorea; Hymenostomatida; Tetrahymenidae. Gene Ontology annotation, biological process: protein phosphorylation; MAPK cascade.